This is a messenger RNA of Rhizoctonia solani, 4491 nucleotides long. Its product is annotated as SUR7/Pali family protein. The coding region runs from base 1 to 4491 and encodes 1496 amino acids. Gene Ontology annotation, cellular component: cell division site; plasma membrane; growing cell tip. The transcript has 14 exons. NCBI's taxonomy places the organism in Eukaryota, Fungi, Basidiomycota, Agaricomycetes, Cantharellales, Ceratobasidiaceae. The record is from RefSeq and is a predicted model, not a curated record.
AUGAACUCACAGCUUCUUCCCGCCGCAGCUGCCGCCCUAUGUGCUGUUAUCCUGCUCGCCCUUAUGCGCCAUUUCAUGCGUGUACCUCCACCCGCGCCCCUCGAACACCAGGACAAAUCCAUCCCAAUCUCCAUUUCCUCUUCGGCGGUCUCUACCCCAGGCUCAGAUGUCGAAAAAGGCGAGACACCGCCUCCGACUGCUUCCUAUUUCCCAGACGUCAAGAUUAAACCUGAGUCCACCGAAGAAGUUUGGCCACCCGUUGAGCGCGAGACCGAGGAGCCUGCUCCUACUCUUGCUGGAACCUUGCCCGAUGUUGCGCUCGUAUGGGGAAUGGAUUAUCAAGAUGAGCCUGUACAGACCCCACCUGCCUCCGCGACCACGAACAUUCGAUCUAUGCGCACCGGCGGCAGCCUUAUUUCAGGCAUAGUCAGUGACUGGAACUCGCUCAGCCAGAGUGAACAGCAAGCAUGGGCAACCCUGUCCGAGGCACGAGCCUCUCGUUCGCGGGGUACACACAACAUUCGGAUUCUAUCUAUCCUUGCGUGGGAGGCAAACAGUGUGAGCAUCACAUUUCUGACUAUGGCGACGACAGCACCGCCAGACAUGUAUGGCGCGGAUGCCCGACAUUGCGUGCGACCCAAGAGAGAGGCGCUACCACGAUAUAUCAACCACUCUCGAGCCGAUUGUCGGGAUCUCUCCUUUCUUAUCCCCUCCCCUUCUCCCAAACUAGUGCCCCCUGUCGGGGUUCGAAACCAUGCAAUUGUGCUUACCAGCGACACCGGGCUUCUUGUUCACCCUCGCAGCUACGGCAUUACUAGCCGUCGUGUCCUUCUCAGUCCCUGGUUCAAGUCCGUAUACUUCCUCCGCGCUGCCAUUUCUCAAUCCGGAGUCAGCGGAUCUGUGACGUUUGGAGUGCUGGGCUAUUGUUUGGACUUCAACAACCAAGUACAAUGUUCAAAACCGAGCGUCGGAUGGGAGUUUGAUCCCAAUUCAUUACUGGGCAACGAUCUGCCCAUUCAGAUUCCCAACGUCGUCGUCAAAUGGAUUACCUAUGCGCUUGUACUACACAUUGUCGCACUCGGUCUCGCAGGUGUCUCGGCCGUAUUCGGUCUGCUCGCCCAUGUUCGCAACAUGACCAUGUCAUGCAUGUCGUCCUGUAUAUCAGGCACAGCCGCUGCAGUUGCCCUCAUCGCAUUCAUAUUCGACCUCGUCUUAUUUUUCGCCGUGCGUGCGAGAGUGAACAACGUCCAAGGCGGGUCGGCGAGCAUCGGGAACGCGCUGUGGAUGACGCUUGCCGCCUGGGCGCUCUUGUUCUUCUCUGGGUGCGCUUAUGCCUUUGGAAGGUGCUGUGUUUCCAAAGGGCCCAGCGGCACCGGCGGGGGGAGCGGCUGGAGGCGGUCGCGCAAAGAUUCCGAGCGGACCAAGCGCGGCGAUGAUGAGGACGAUGGGAAAUUCGAUAGGGAGAGCGAGCGGAUGCGCAUGGACGCUAUUAGAGCCGAGAAUGACCGCAAGGCCCGUCAACGGGCGGAACAACAAGAGGUCGGUCUCCCUGCGUUUUAUGAGUACGAAAGGACUCCGUUGAGAAGAGAGGAGCCGCAGUAUUAUGAAGAAGAGGUCGAGGUGAUUGUGCCUUAUACUGAUGGACAUGGGCGGGGCCCUUCGAGAGGCUCUCAGCGGUCUCAGCGUACUCAACCGUCCGGUAGCGCGGCCUCAGCAGCGUAUCGUCCAAAUAGGAAUUACGAGCCUGGUGCUCCGGGAACGAGAGCUAUAGACGACUAUUAUAAUAAUACUGCGCCGACUGCUGCUUCCCUUGCUGCCGCCAACACCUACCCACCUCAACCUCAACCUCAACCACAACGACAGCCCUCUCAACCAACUCAGCGACAGGGUUCAAUCGGACAGCCUCAUCGUCAGGCGAGCUCUCAUUCGGCCAGCUACGAUCCUUACGGACAGACUCAACAAAACGUCCCACCUGUACCCUCUGUACCCCAAGUAUACAGCUCUCCUCCGACCCGUUCUGCCGACCCGUACGCAGCCAUGCCUCGGCCCCAGCCUCAGUCACGCGUCGAUCCGUAUUUGACCAUAGCUGGUGCUGUUGGUGGAGCGACGGCCGCGACUGGGCACGCCGCUAACCGUAGUCGUAGUACCGAUUCCUAUAACCAUCAACAAUAUCCUUCUUCGUCUCAUCAACAGUACCCUUCCCCGUCUCACCAACAGUACCCGUCCGCUUCGCAGCAGUAUACCCAGGCUCAAGGAUAUCAGGAUCCCUAUGCGGGCAGCAGCUAUAAUCCUCAAGCAGCAGUGAUGGUCCCUCCUCAGCCUACACACUAUCAGGACAACUCGAAUCCAGGGUACCAGGGAUAUGAUGGCGCUCAGCAUCAGCAAGGCUACGAUUACUAUGCCCAGGACCAACAGCGCGAUCCGUAUGCCCAGCGCCAAGGAUAUGAUACCUAUGGCCAGCAGCAACAAGAAUAUGAUUCGUAUGGUCAACAGCAACAAGGAUACGAUCCGUACGGUCAGCAACAGCAGGGAUACGAAUCUUAUGGCCAACAACAGGGAUACGAAUCAUACGCCAACAACGGGUACUCGCACCAACAGCAACCGCAUUCCCCAGCUGGACCCGUGAUUCAACCUCAGCCUAUACCAUCUUCAAUGCCUCAGCCCCACGUCCAAGAGCCCGAACCGCGAAACGUCGUAGCGUCUCCGGAUCGUGGGCUGGUUGCGUCGCCCAGUCCGAUCGGAAGCCCCUCAUAUACGCCGCACCCCCCACAAAACAUUAGUACGGGUAUUGCGAGCGCCGUUGCGGGUCCCUCGUCCGGACAAGGUCAAGCGCAUGGACACCAGCACCAAUGGAGUGUAGGUGCGAGGUCUGAGGAGAGUACUGGGGAAGCACCUCCGCAAACAAAGCCCGCGCCUCGUCCUUUCUCUGAAUUGGAAUCAUCGGUGGGAGCUUCUCGAUCUCGCAACAUACCGACUACCCUGGGAUUGGCUGUCACUUCUCUUCCAGUCUCGCCAACCUUUGGGAGCUUUCGCAAGAGUACCUUACCUGCGGCUUAUCAAGGCUCCAACCUCACACCGCUGUUUAGCGAGACUGAUGGAACUUUGGCCACUUCCCUCGUUCCGUCACUGCUUGAUCCCUUCCUUUGCCAAACCGACCAGUCCCAUGCGUCAUUGGAUAUUUUUGAUUCAGCUACUGGGAUAUUUUCGCGGGUGGACACUCAUAACUAUGAUCUGGGAAUAGAAGUCCUCUUGCCCGAGGGUAGCCUCGCUGAGGACAUCGCGACCCAGGAUUUCGAGGGGAUACAGCCGCUUUUUUGCAUAGUCCCCACUAUGGAUAGAAAUAUAAAAGAAAACACUCUUUCUUUCGUGCUUCAGUGUUAUUCACAAUGGGCCAUCCUGGAAGAUAUUAUUACGUAUUUCUCGUCCGAAGCCACUCGAUCGAGGACCAUCUUAAUAGCCAAUUUUAUGAGAAUGCUCUCAAGUAACCCCUCGGUCAAUUCUACUGGGAUGCCUAUUGUCACUUACUUGGCCUCCGAAGUCCGAGAAGAGAUUCAAACUUUUAUGGCCACGCCGCCUCCCUCCGCGCCCAUAGUAGACAGGCAAAAUGCGAUGCGCAUAUUGAACAACACACUCGAAGUUAUGACCUUGCAAAUAAACGCUUGUUCAAUGGCUGCUUGUAUUGAAUCAAUGGAUGACAUCGCACCCGUAUUUCGGCGCGCAUGCUCUGAGCCGCUGGACCGACCGCUCAAUCUCACGAAUAUAUUAAUGGGACCCAAUCUGAACCUUCGGCAUUUCGUGUCUCUUGACAUCAUGGGAAGCGUAACCAACGGUCGGCCUACGUAUUUCAAGUACGAAGUGGCUUACUCUGCCGAAUUGUAUAAUCGAAUGUCUCAGCUCCAAGAAGAUCAUGGCUUACAAUGGCUCCAUGGACUGCCAGACCAGUUUAUUAUGAUAUUCGCAUGGAUUAACUCUUUGCACGAAACUCCUGGAGCUAAUGUCGAUAUUGAGCUAGUCACUCGGAUAGAAAUGGAGAUCAACCAAGUCGAGGUGAUUUUAGGUCCAUCUGGCGACCCGGCUUUGAAAAUAGGAAGGACAGCGGUGCGCGAGUGUUGGCGCAUGGCCCUGCUCAUAUAUCUCUAUAUGGUCCUUUGUGAAGCUGAUGCCAGCGAUUGUCGUGUUGUGCGCACCAUGAAGAGCUUUAUGAGAGUUGUCAACAGGACCAAACCUGGCAGGAUCCCCGACACCUAUCUGGCCAAUCCUAUGAUAAUUGCCGGGGUUGCUGCAUGUAAAGACCGAGACCGCAAUAUUAUUCGUCAAAGAAUGCUCAGUGUCCCGGAAUGUAGCACACCGGGAACUUCCGGUCAUGAUGCCAUCAGAAUGCUGGAAGAUAUAUGGAUGAGAACGAGGAGUCAAGAGCGGGCCGCUGUAUGGGUGGAUCUGAGGAUAGCAUGCUUGAAUGUCACGGGUGUGACUGGUCACCAACGCUCAUAA